GGUAGCUGUGUGGUCCAUUGUCCAUUGAACGUGCGGGAGGCUGUGAAUCAUAAAAUGCCGCGUGGAAGGUGGUUUGAUGGAAUCGAGUUGGAGAAGUUAUCUGAACAAAGCGAGAGUUUUGCCUACGUCAGAGACAAAAUGUCAAAGACCAUCUGCCACGAUGAUGUUGAAAGCUACACCAUCAAAAAGGUUUAUAGAAUAAACAAUAAGUACACUUGGCCGCGCUACAAGAAAAGGAGAGCACAAAUAUCAAAGGAGCUGGGUGGGCAUUGGGUCGAGGAGAAACACCUCUUCCACGGCUCGCCGCAAGCCAAGAAAAUCGCCUGCGAAGGUUUCGACCGCGGUUUCGCCAAAAAUUCCGGGAUGUUUGGAAAAGGGGUUUACUUUGCCGAGAAUUCGUCCAAGAGCAACAAUUACGCAUUCGGCAAUUUCAAACCGUGCGACCAGCACCACAAUCGGCGCUGCCAGAUUUGCACAAGACAAAUGUUGAUUUGCAAAGUGGCUCUGGGCAGAAUUCAUCACUUGACCUCGACCGCCACUUCCCUGCCCAGAGGUUAUCACUCGGUCAAGGCAGAGCCCAACAGCAAUUUUCUUUUACAUCCCGAAUACAUAAUUUACAAUGAUGACCAGGUCUAUCCGAGCUUUUUGGUGGAGUACAAGACAAACUACAAGAGGAAACCCUAAAAUAUUGCCAAAAAAUCACAAAGAUUUGCUCAAGAUAUUUCACAAGGCCAAAUUCUUUGCCAUUUUCCUAUCUAAAACUUUAAAUUUUUAUUGAAAAAUUGAUCUGUUAUUCAAAGGUAUAUAUUUUUAAAAUAUAUGUAAUUAAUUGUGAUAUCUGCUAAAAUUUUUCGACAAAAUGAAACUCUGUAGCCUUCAUAAUUCUCCAAAUGAUAUUUUAAAACAUAGAAAGUUCAUUGAGUUUUAAAAAGCUUGAAUUUAUAUAAGAUUUACAAUUUUGAUAAAUAAAGUUGUUUUUA
Neocloeon triangulifer is the source of this 980-nucleotide messenger RNA. Its product is annotated as poly [ADP-ribose] polymerase tankyrase-2-like. Bases 55 to 684 code for a protein of 209 amino acids. The record is from RefSeq and is a predicted model, not a curated record. Gene Ontology annotation, molecular function: NAD+ poly-ADP-ribosyltransferase activity. Lineage: Eukaryota; Metazoa; Arthropoda; Insecta; Ephemeroptera; Baetidae. The transcript is spliced from 5 exons.